Molecule: messenger RNA, 750 nt
Organism: Episyrphus balteatus (marmalade hoverfly)
Lineage: Eukaryota; Metazoa; Arthropoda; Insecta; Diptera; Syrphidae
Gene: Cpr51A
Product: cuticle protein 7
Exons: 2
Coding region: 158-592 (144 amino acids)
Cellular component (GO): chitin-based extracellular matrix
Molecular function (GO): structural constituent of chitin-based larval cuticle
Source: RefSeq, a predicted model, not a curated record
AAAAAGAAAAAAAAAAAUUGCUGAAGAUGAGUGCGGUGCUACCACGUGUAUAUAAUAACUGUCCCGUGGUGUCCAGUACUCAGUUCAAAGUUUACCUCAAUAGUGAACAUCUAUCUUGUUCGGGAGCCAAAAAUUUAAAUUUUCUUCUAAAUCAAUCAUGUUCCGUUUCGUAUUUGUUGUUUGCGCUUUGAGCGUCGUUUUUGCUGCUCCACAAAGGGAACUCAGCGCAGAAGCUAAAGCCGAGAAGGAUGAACUCGAAAAAUUCCAAAAUGAAAACGCCCACUACUCCUUCGACUCAGCUGUCAAUGAUGAUAUCAACGAUCAAGCCCUUCAUCGUUCUGAAACUCGUGAUGGAACUAAGGUAGAAGGACAAUACUCAUACAGUGAUGGUUUUGUUCGUCGUACUGUUCAUUAUGUUGCCGAUGAAAAUGGUUACAGAAUUGUCAAGGAAGAUAUGGAAGAAAUUGGUGAAGGUCCAGUCUUCAAUCCAAAUGGACAAGCUGAUGUUUCUGGUUCACAAAUUGGACAAUACUCCAUUAAAUUGGAUCAAACUGACAAUGAAAAACAUUACAAAGAAGUCAAGUCACAAUAAGUUGACUAAAGUAAAAAAUACAAAUUUAUCUGUAUUAGACUGAAAUAUUAUUUUAGCUUGUAGCUGAAUUGUAAGAUUUAUUAUAAAAAAAACUGUUAAAUUUGAAUUACAUAUACAUAAAAAUAAACAAAGUACAGGUUUAACUGUUGAAAGUUAAU